CAGCAGCAGCUCACAGCGUCACACACCGAACAGUGAGCACAGACUGUGCUGCUGCAGCUGCAGGAGGAGAGAGGAGUAAAUGUUGGUGAAAGGAGUUUGUUGGAUUUAUUAGUUUGUCCGGAGGAAACUGUUCAAACUUCUACAGCCGAGAAUAAAGAGACAUUCAGGAGGAAACAGCAGCAGCUCAUCUGUCAGCGCUGAUGUAAAGCAGUUCCAGGUCAAAGGUCAAAGACUUCCAUUCUCCUGCCUCCGCUUGAACUCAAGAGCCAUUAAACAGGUACAUAUGGGGCAGGGGGAGGUUUCAGCUCGAGGUUCAGCCAUGGAGGGGGACUGCCUCAGCUGUAUGAAGUACCUCAUGUUCAUCUUCAACUUCUUUAUCUUUCUGGGCGGCUCCUUCCUGCUGGGUGUUGGCGUUUGGGUGCUGGUGGACCCGAUGGGCUUCAGGGAGAUCGUGGCAGCCAACCCCCUUCUGUUCACCGGGGUCUACGUCAUCCUGGCCAUGGGCAGCAUGCUGUUCCUGCUGGGCUUCCUGGGCUGCUGCGGAGCCAUCAGGGAGAACAAAUGUCUCCUGCUCUUUUUCUUCAUGCUGAUCCUCUUCAUCUUCCUCGCUGAGCUGGCAGCUGCCAUCCUGGCUUUCCUCUUCAGGGAGCACUUAACCAGAGAGUAUUUCAGCAGGGAGCUCAAACGUCACUACCAAGGUCACAACAACACUGACGUCUUUACAUCCACAUGGAACGCCAUUAUGACCACGUUCGACUGCUGUGGCGUUAGCGGUCCCGAGGACUUCGAGGAGAGCCUCUUCAGACUCCUCAGCCCCAAUAAGAUGGUCCCUGAGGCCUGUUGCCAGAGGAACGGUUACCUCGGAGACGCCGCCGUGGAGCAGUGUGUGAGCGGCAGCGUGGUCUUCAGACACAACAAGGGCUGUUACUCUGCACUGGUCGACUACUUUGAGACGUACAUUUACACAGCAGGAGCUCUGGCCAUCGUGGUGCUGACCAUCGAACUCUUCGCCAUGGUGUUUGCGAUGUGUUUGUUCAGAGGUAUCCAGUAACCGCCGCGUCCACACGCAUCAUCAGCGGCCGUCAGUGCAGAGAACACAAACUGUAAAAUAUGAAAUGUAUUUGUACAGUGAUAGUUUCUGUGUCUCAUUGGUUUUGUGACAUCAUUUUGUACUUCACAGCAGCAGCGAGGCGUUUGAGGUACUGCUUAGGGCACAGUAGACACACACAGGAAGUAAUCCGCCACCUGAAGACGAGGUUCUGCACUGUUUCCUCCAAAGUAAAGGAUUAACACUGGUGCUAAGAGGCUCUGCAGGCUGAGGGCAAACUCAUUUAUAAGUGGUCACUUCAGGAUGAAUCUGUGUCCUGGAAACACGCUCAUGAUUUACAGCCUGAUUCUCACCUCGACUGGUUUUCAGGAUCUCAGAGAGUCUGCACAAUUUCAGCACAGCACAGGUCAGGUUCAAGCAGCACACGAUAAUAGGCAGUGAGCCUCAGAACAGGAUUAUAACGAAAAUGUGAAGAUGAUCAUUUAGUUUGAGCUGAUCAACAAUGGAAAUCAGACGACGUCGGCCUCAUGCAAGAACACUUUUGUUUUCUCAUCAAAAACUUGUCUUUCUCUUUACUGUUGGAAGUCGCCAAACUCAGGACGUGUUGUUAAACAUUUGUUUGAUUCACUGGAUUUGGCUGAUGCGGUCUUCAAAGGACGUGGUCGACGUCGACCACGAAGGCUGCAGCCCCUGAAUUGAGACACAGCCACUGUUAUCAGGUUGUCCAUACAUCCGUCCCAUUCUGGUGAACUUGAUAUCUCAAGAACACCCUGAGGGAAUUUCUUCAAAUUCAGCACAAACGUCCACUUUGACAACAAUGAUCUAAUCAGAAUGUGGUGGUUGAGGGUCAAAGGUCAGUGUGACCUCACAAAAUGUUUUUGGCCAUAACUGAAGGAUUCAUUCACUAAUUAUGACCAAA
Epinephelus lanceolatus (giant grouper) is the source of this 1967-nucleotide messenger RNA. Its product is annotated as tetraspanin-18B-like. The record is from RefSeq and is a predicted model, not a curated record. Gene Ontology annotation, cellular component: plasma membrane. Lineage: Eukaryota; Metazoa; Chordata; Actinopteri; Perciformes; Serranidae.